Pungitius pungitius (ninespine stickleback) is the source of this 1968-nucleotide messenger RNA. RefSeq names its product alkB homolog 4, lysine demthylase (gene alkbh4). The record is from RefSeq and is a predicted model, not a curated record. The transcript has 4 exons. Bases 262 to 936 code for a protein of 224 amino acids. Gene Ontology annotation, molecular function: actin binding; oxidoreductase activity; demethylase activity. Gene Ontology annotation, biological process: protein demethylation; actomyosin structure organization. Lineage: Eukaryota; Metazoa; Chordata; Actinopteri; Perciformes; Gasterosteidae. Gene Ontology annotation, cellular component: contractile ring; midbody.
AGGUGGCGAUGUUUACGUGUUUUAACAGGUUCGUCACCUGCACAUUAACAGAAGAAGAAAAUGAUGACGCGGGAUGGGAUCUCGGCUACUGAUAGCGGCGCCGCUUUAUCAGGAAACGGACGCAGCUGCUGCUAGCCCGAGUCGAUAAUAUCAGCUACGGAAGCCCUCACAGGACAAGCUUUAUCAACGGGCUCUGAUCUCGCUAUAACAAGACAAUUUGAAAACAUUGUGCAUCAUUUCCUCUACGAUCCGGAGACGAGGAUGGCAGAUCACAUAGAUGCAGAGGCCCCGUCCUUCCCCUUUCCCGGUGUCUUCUUGCGGAAGAGCUUCAUAUCAGAAGAGGAGGAGAAAAAUCUGAUCUGCACCAUGGACCGGGAUGCGUGGAAUGAGUCUCAGUCUGGUAGAAGGAAACAGGACUUUGGUCCCAAGGUUAACUUUAAGAAAAAGAAAGUGCGUUUCGGUGGCUUCAGUGGACUCCCUGCUCUGAGCCAAAAACUAGUGCUCAGAAUGCAACAAGAGCCAAGUCUCGCUGACUUUCAGCCAGUGGAGCAGUGCAAUCUGGAUUACCAUCCUCAGCGAGGCUCCGCCAUCGAUCCACACCUGGACGACUCUUGGCUGUGGGGGGAACGGCUCGUCACCAUCAACAUGUUAUCAGACACUACCCUCACCAUGUCCGUUGAGCAGGGUCUGCCAGAGUUAGGACUAGCAGAGGAAGUCCAGGUGGCUGUUUGUCUUCCUCGCAGGUCUUUAGUCGUGUUAUACGGCGAGGCGCGGCACAGGUGGAAGCACGCCAUUCGCAGGGACGACGUUCGGGGGCGCAGAGUUUGCAGCACCUACAGAGAGCUGUCUGCUGAGUUCCUGCCUGGAGGGCAGCAGGCAGAGCUCGGAGCUCAGCUGCUGAACAUUUCUCUGAGCUUUGUAGGAACUCCAAUUUAAGCUCAUCUAUGGAAAAACAGACAUUCAGGUGAUCAAUUGAGACAUAUAUUUUUAACAAAUGCAAUUGUACAAAUGUAAUUUUUACACAAUGUUUUUGUUUUUACCGAUGGUGGGGAAUGCAGCAAUAAUUUCUUGACAAAUACAGUUAUUGAAAAAUGAAGAAUGGAAUUCAAACAAAACAACACAAACCACAAAAGUGAAUCAAACAAGCGGUUAAUGCUUUCUAAAAAGUUUGAAUGACAUGUACUAAUUUGUUCGUUUAUAAAAUGGUUGCUUGCUGGCCAUUUAUUUAUUUAUCCAAUUCCUUAAUUUAUGAGGAAAUGGCAAAAAUAGCUUAACACCAGCUGUUUCCGUAUUUUCUGCAGACCUCAGCCUUUUCAACUCUACCUUUUAAUAAAAAAGAAAAAGACGUUUGUGUGUGCUUACAGUUCCUGCAGUGGGGACUGGAACUCGGGUGUCACAGAUUCCAUCCCAACACACAGCUGCUGUGCCUCUGGUGUGUUGCGUUCACGCAUAAGAAUCAUAAAGAUUGUGAAGUGGCUAAUUAUGUGCAGUUCUCCAUAUCCCUGCUGCUCUGAUGCAGCUCACAUAUGGCCAAACACACCUUUUAGAAAGGAUCAUAUCAGAGUAGUUGUUUUAUGAUUCAACUAAUUUACUACCUACAUUGUAUACUUUACAACUUACUGCUUUUCGGGUCAUGUUAGGGAGUUGUAUAGUUGUUGAUGUAAUUACACUAACUCCCACGAUGCCAUUGCAAUACCUUUUGGUAUAAAAUAAAAAUCACAAUAGUUAAACUACUACUACUACUAGGAUGCAUAAUGGCCCAUUUUGCAACAAUAGAAUAGUGGUGUUUGCUCAGAGUCCUGAAUUCAAAAUUAAAAUUGUCAAAAGAGUAAAAGUAAGAGCAGAACGGCCCACAACAGAUUAGAUUAUUUUACAUGAUUAUAAUACCAUGCAUAUCGUGAGAUCUGGUUCAUUACUGUUCAGCUUAAUAUGUAACUAUAUUAUUAAAGUAUUUCCACCUAAAAGGUC